UCCGAUUACUCCAUGAAUCCAAAUCCUCACUACAAACCCUCAAUACGCUUUGAAUGGGCACGACGCCUCUGAUCACAAAAGCGCUAAAGGAAACGGCGCCACAGUGUCAGAGGUUUAGCGCUGUCAUUACAGGUAACUACUAAAACCACACCGAACGCCAGAGAGAUGAGUCAAAUGCGUGAAGAAGUGGAGGAAGAAAAACCCGCCAAGUCAUCUGGAUCCAGUGGUGCCAGUCAGUCAGCAAAAGCACUGGCCAAGAAAAAACCCAAUGAUGAUAAUGAUAUAGCGGAGCUCGGGGCGCAUCUACGAGUUCUGCCAUUAACAGAGGAGAACAAACGAAUGUUUGACCAGGCUCAGGCAAACCAGAUCCCUUCUGUCAUACAUCAGUUUGCCUGCGAGUCAUGUGACAGGGACUGGUGGCGACGUGUGCCUCAGAGGAAAAGGGUGUCACGUUGUCAUCGAUGCAAAAAGAAGUAUGACCCUGUGCCAGCCAACAAAAUGUGGGGUAUAGCAGAGUUUAACUGUCUAAACUGCUCGCGGACCUUCAAGGGUUUUGGUCGAAUGGAUGGACGUUCUCCUUGUUAUGGCUGUCGCUCCGCCAUUUUCCCCACAAAGAUACUACCACCCAGGAAGAGGAGAAAGAUGCCUGGGCCUAGACGCAGAAAUCAGCAGCACAGCUGCCUUGCUGAAGACUGUUAUAAUCGAAUGGAGCCCCAUGUACCUGGUACCGAAUGCGUUCACCCACUCAGCAGACAGAAGAACAGGAAGCCACGUGUGGUUUACCCCAGCCCCACUCACAUCAGCAGCGGAUCCACUGUCAACACCUAUCUGAGUCAGGGCAGUCUGAUAGAUAGCAUCGAUGAGCUCAUUCUAGACGACAUUGAAGAAGAGAUCUGACAGCAGCACCUGAGGGCGAGGCAGCAGCAAAAAAUCAGUUAAACCACUGACAUCACUUCAGCUGUUGCGUUGAAUGAAA
Messenger RNA from Cyprinus carpio (common carp), 976 nucleotides. Its product is annotated as shiftless antiviral inhibitor of ribosomal frameshifting protein homolog. Lineage: Eukaryota; Metazoa; Chordata; Actinopteri; Cypriniformes; Cyprinidae. Gene Ontology annotation, molecular function: ribosome binding; sequence-specific mRNA binding. The record is from RefSeq and is a predicted model, not a curated record. Gene Ontology annotation, biological process: innate immune response; viral translational frameshifting.